AUGGUGCGAAACAGCAGUAACCCAGCCCACAAGCAGGGCGUUGAGAGGAACGGUCUCGUUUGGGGCAUCAACCGCGGCCAUGUCACUGAGCGUCGGGUGCUGAAGGCUAAGCCUUCGCACCGCAAGGGGAAGACCUCGCAGCGUGUUGCUACUAUUCGCAGCGUCAUCAGGGAGGUGGCUGGCUUUGCUCCUUACGAGAGGCGGGCAAUGGAAUUGAUUAGGAACUCGAAGGACAAGCGCGCUCGCAAGUUCAUCAAGCGAAGGAUCGGAACCCUCCGCCGCGCAAAGGCAAAGAUGGAGAUGCUCACCAACGUCAUUGCCGAGCAGCGUCGCGCUGGUCACUAAGCGGAUCGCCAAUGAACCUAGAUCGCAGCCCCUUUCUCUUUAACUUUCACACCAAAUGCACAGCACACGGGAAUAGGGCUGCGGGUCGUUGGUCUCCGCUUGGACACCGCUCCAGUUAUGCAGCAUGUCUAAGAGUGUAAUACUAUGAUCUUUCUCAACAGCAGCUUCUGUGUCGCGUCGU
Molecule: messenger RNA, 526 nt
Organism: Tilletiaria anomala UBC 951
Lineage: Eukaryota; Fungi; Basidiomycota; Exobasidiomycetes; Georgefischeriales; Tilletiariaceae
Product: putative 60S ribosomal protein L36
Exons: 3
Coding region: 1-345 (114 amino acids)
Biological process (GO): cytoplasmic translation
Cellular component (GO): ribosome; cytosolic large ribosomal subunit
Molecular function (GO): structural constituent of ribosome
Source: RefSeq, a predicted model, not a curated record